AUGGCAAACCAAGAAGAAGAGAAAGUUGAUUCAUGUGCACUGGUGAAUAGUCGAAUUAUACUAAAGCAGAUUCAAAAUACUAAAAAUGCCAAUACUAACAUUUUGCUUUCUCCACUAUCAUUCCAUGCUGUACUGAGCAUGACAGCUGCUGGAGCAACUGGACAUACACUGAAUCAAAUGAUUCAAUUUCUGGGUGUUAGCGAUAUCAAUGAAUUAAAUUCAAAGUUUGCAAAUAUGGCUGAUGUUAUUGAUAGCAAUGGUAAUGGUGGUCCUGAUUUGAGUUUCCUUAAUGGAAUGUGGGUGGCUCAUACAAAUCAACUUAGAGACUCUUACAAAGAUUUAGCCAAUGCUGUAUACAAAACUGAACCUAAAGUUGUUGAUUUUAAACGAAAGGAAGAGGUGGUAGAAGAAGUUAACGCCUGGGCGGAGUCUGCAUCAAGAGGCCUUAUCACAGAAAUUCUUAAGCCAAAGCACAUCACUGUUAUUUUAAAGGUACAUGGAAAUUUGAUGAAAAGUACACAACAGACAAAGACUUUUACCUACUCAACAGUGACAAAAUCUCAGUUCCCUUCAUGA
Capsicum annuum is the source of this 576-nucleotide messenger RNA. RefSeq names its product serpin-ZX-like. Gene Ontology annotation, molecular function: serine-type endopeptidase inhibitor activity. The transcript has 2 exons. The record is from RefSeq and is a predicted model, not a curated record. The coding region runs from base 1 to 576 and encodes 191 amino acids. NCBI's taxonomy places the organism in Eukaryota, Viridiplantae, Streptophyta, Magnoliopsida, Solanales, Solanaceae.